Messenger RNA from Exophiala spinifera, 1851 nucleotides. RefSeq lists its product as uncharacterized. The record is from RefSeq and is a predicted model, not a curated record. Bases 1 to 1851 code for a protein of 616 amino acids. The transcript has 2 exons. NCBI's taxonomy places the organism in Eukaryota, Fungi, Ascomycota, Eurotiomycetes, Chaetothyriales, Herpotrichiellaceae.
AUGCAGAUUACUACGCCCUUAUUGAUAUUCAUUGCUUCCGUUACCUUGGCAUCGGCAGGUCCGAUCAAUACACAUAACGACGUAAUCCGCCGAACUAAUCAACCUCCAAAGCGCUGGGUCGUCGUCAACACCAUCAGCACUUCCCAAGAAGGCCGUAGAAGACGGCAUGCUCCCACGGAUCCUGGAGAUCAAGUGAAGGCUGCAGAAACGAGCUCCGUCGCCGAACCAGCGACGGCUUCUACAGGCAACGGCUCCGAGGACGGCAAAGUACCCGCUGUGGGUGUUGGCGCAGGAAAUACUAGCGAUCUGAGUUUUUUGACGCAAACUGCCACUGCCACAACGUCCACACCUGGCGCAACCGUGUCGUCGUCGGACACUAUUACAACCACAGCAGCAGUAGCAGGGGCGGCAGUGACCGCAACGGAUUCAAGUGGUAAUUCCGAGACAACUUCUGCCAGCAAGGGAUCAGAGGAUGGAAAAGUGCCCGCAGUAGGUGUUGGUGCAGGUAACACGAGCGACUUGAGUUUCUUGACGCAGACAGCCACGUCGACGGCCACCAGCAGUGCCUCGAUUGUGUCAGAAACCACCGUGGCAACCACGGUUGUAGCUUCGGAUGAUGGCAGCACAGCACAAGCAACGCAAGACGGAGCCGACCUGACCACAACGAGCGGAAAUGGAGGUGGAAUUGCGUCAAAGACAUUCGCAGCAGGUUCAGCGACAACCUCAUCAUCAUCAUCGUUCUCAUCGUUGGAGACACCUACACCUCCGGCAACGGUGACUGGUAUUUCUGACGCUGCACAGCCCACAUUCGAAUCUACGCCCCUCGACCCAGCUGCUGCCUCUACAUCUGUCGGUGGCGGUGAUCCAAACACCUCUUCAGUGAUAGGAACCGGGACUGCCAUCGUGCCACCAGCACAAGCUGAGACCGUCACGUCGCCCCGGCCAGGAUUCGAUGACUUCACAUCAACCACUACUGUUCUGGCACAAACAACAGUAUUCACGACGAUUGACGUCACCGCUGAAGUCACUGCCGCCUCAGCCCCAACCACAACUUUGUCUGACACUAACGGUGUGAGCGCAGGGGCAGGGGCAGGGACAGAGGCCAGCCAAGAAGCUGAACCAACGACGCAACAGAGUCAACAGUCUUCUACCGACCUCUCCUCCGUACCGAAUUCAGCAUCGACCGAGACCGAGGCCGGGGCAGGGACCGAAACAUCAUCACCUUCGCCAUCACCGUCCCCUUCGUCACCAUUGGCAUCGGUGACGGUGGUUUUCGUUACUGCCUCACCUGCGACUACGAUAACCCCGGGUCUAGGGACGAUUGGCGUCGCGGAGACGGCACUACCACUACCCGGUCUUACGAGUAUAGCGGUCGACAGCAGCUCGCGUACUUUGUCUUCUUCUUCUUCUUCUUCUUCUUCUUCUUCUUCUUCUUCAUCAUCAUCAUCAUCGCCAUCGUCAGCCGCACAAGAGUCCAACGAUCAAUCUGGCGCCGCUGCACUAUCACCAGUCGAGACGGGUGUGUCCCCAGAAGGAACCGAAGGGCCCGGCCGCCCGGUUACCUUGUCCACGGCAUCCCCGACUCUCCCACCAGCGGUGACGACCUCUUUGACCACGGCGUCUGUGCAGCCAAGCGGGACAGAAGGGGAAGGAGGGCAGGGGCCGGCCAGCAGCACCCCGAACACGACGACGGCCCAAGGUCCAAACCAAGGUCCAGCAGGGCCCGUGGCCGUCGUUCCCGUCACGCCGAGCCCCGUAGUGACGCAGGCACAAGCUCAAGGCGCUGCAGGACCGCCCACCGUGACACAGACAAUCACCGAGACCGUGACGACGACCGUGACGGUACGAUGA